Sphenostylis stenocarpa is the source of this 1866-nucleotide messenger RNA. The record is from the annotation of a GenBank genome assembly. NCBI's taxonomy places the organism in Eukaryota, Viridiplantae, Streptophyta, Magnoliopsida, Fabales, Fabaceae.
AUGGCACCCCUCAAACUGCAUCACUUAAUCUUUCCCAUCUUCAUCUUCAUCUUCUUCCCACCUUCUUCCCACGCCCAAACCCCACGUCAGCAGAACAACACGGGCUUCAAGUGCACCGGCACCCGCACGUGCGCCGCCUACGCCUUCUACCGUGCCUCCGCUCCCAACUUCCUCGACCUGGCCGCCGUCGGCGACCUCUUUGAGGUGAGCCGCCUCAUGAUAUCCACUCCGAGCAACAUCUCCUCCGUGUCCUCCCCCCUUGUCCAAAACCAGCCCCUCUUCGUCCCCUUGACCUGCUCCUGCAACCCCGUCAACGCCACCUUCGGCUCCCUCUCCUACGCCAACAUCUCCUACACCAUCCAACCCAACGACACCUUCUACAUCGUCUCCACCUUCAAGUUCAACAACCUCACCACCUACCCUUCCGUCGAAACCGUCAACCCCACCUUAGUCGCCACCGGCCUCUCCAUCGGCCAGGUCACCAUUUUCCCUGUCUUCUGCAAAUGUCCCGACACCAACAACACCAAUUACAUGAUAUCGUACGUUGUUCAACCCGAGGACAACAUCUCCUCCAUUGCUUCAGCUUUUGGGGUUAAGGAACAAGCUAUAAUUGACGUGAAUAAUGACACACUGUAUGAUUAUGACACGAUUUUCAUUCCAGUGGCGCAGCUUCCGGUUCUUUCGCAGCCAGCGGUGGCUCCAGCUGCUCCGCCGAGUGGGAAUGGGAGGGAUAGGACGGGGACUGUUAGAGGGUUGGCGAUUGGGUUGGGGGUGGUGGGGUUGUUGUUGGUGUUGGUGUUGGUGAGCGGUGUAUGGGUGUGGAGAGAGCUUGUGCUGAAGAAGAGUUUGGGGAUGAAGGAUGAGGAGGAGGGAGGGAAGAAGAACGUGUAUUUGGGAGGGAAAGAGGGUGAGAAAGGUGGUUUGGAUGUGAAACUGAUGGCAAAUGUGUCGGAUUGUUUGGACAAGUAUAGAGUUUUUGGGGUUGAGGAACUGGUGGAGGCCACAGAUGGGUUUGAUGGGAGGUCCUUGAUUGAGGGGUCGGUGUACAGAGGGAAGAUUGAUGGGGGGGUUUUUGCCAUCAAGAAGAUGAAGUGGAAUGCCUAUGAGGAACUCAAGAUCUUGCAGAAGGUAAACCAUGGGAAUCUGGUGAAGUUGGAGGGAUUCUGCAUAGAUCCAGAAGAAGCAAACUGCUAUCUAGUCUAUGAAUAUGUGGAGAAUGGAUCUCUAUACUCGUGGUUGCAUGAGGAGAAAAAGGAAAAGCUGAACUGGAAAACAAGACUACGAAUAGCAAUUGACAUUGCCAAUGGCCUCCAAUACAUCCACGAGCACACAAGGCCACGAGUUGUGCACAAAGACAUCAAGAGCAGCAACAUUCUCUUGGACUCCAACAAAAGAGCCAAAAUUGCAAAUUUUGGGCUUGCAAAGUCUGGAAUGAAUGCCAUCACCAUGCACAUUGUAGGAACACAAGGUUACAUUGCCCCUGAAUAUCUGGCUGAUGGUGUGGUCUCCACAAAGAUGGAUGUGUUCUCUUUUGGGGUUGUGUUGCUUGAACUAAUUUCUGGGAAGGAAGUCAUUGAUGAGGAGGGAAAUCUCUUGUGGGCAAGUGCCACCAGAACCUUUGAAGUGGACAGUGAGCAAGAGAAGGUAAGGAGACUGAAGGAAUGGUUGGAUAAGGAUAUUUUAAGGGAGACAUGCUCAAUGGAAAGUUUGAUGGGUGUUCUCACAGUUGCAAUUGCUUGCUUGCAUAAAGACCAGUCAAAGAGGCCCAGCAUAAUCGACAUUGCCUAUGCACUAUCUAAAAGCGAAGAUUUGGGCUUUGACAUCUCAGAUGACGGGAUUGGUUCACCACGGGUGGUGGCUAGGUGA